Messenger RNA from Oikopleura dioica, 231 nucleotides. Lineage: Eukaryota; Metazoa; Chordata; Appendicularia; Copelata; Oikopleuridae. The record is from the annotation of a GenBank genome assembly.
AUGAAGCUUUCACUCGCCUUCGCAGCUGUUGCCUCAGGUUCUGGCCUCUACGGUGGCUUCCGAAACCGUCGAUUUGCCACUGGCCUCAUCAACCCUGGCCUCGUCAAAUACAAGCGCAACUACGUCGAGACAUUCCUCGACAACGGCUUGGACGUAAACCUCGACGAUUUCUUGGACUACAUGAGCGCCUGCGAAAAGAAGGUUCUCGCCACCGUCGCAGCUUCACUCUGA